Melopsittacus undulatus (budgerigar) is the source of this 1503-nucleotide messenger RNA. Its product is annotated as acyl-CoA (8-3)-desaturase. The transcript is spliced from 12 exons. Lineage: Eukaryota; Metazoa; Chordata; Aves; Psittaciformes; Psittaculidae. The coding region runs from base 8 to 1342 and encodes 444 amino acids. Gene Ontology annotation, cellular component: membrane. The record is from RefSeq and is a predicted model, not a curated record. Gene Ontology annotation, molecular function: oxidoreductase activity, acting on paired donors, with oxidation of a pair of donors resulting in the reduction of molecular oxygen to two molecules of water. Gene Ontology annotation, biological process: lipid metabolic process.
GGGAAGGAUGGAGCUGCCCGGGGACCCCGCUGCGGCCCCGGCGUUGCGGCACUUCACCUGGGAGGAGAUCCGGGAGCGGGACGGCCGCGGGCAGGGGCCGCAGGAGAGAUGGUUGGUGAUCGAGAGGAAGGUGUACGACAUCACCCGCUUCUGCCGGAGGCACCCGGGGGGAGCCCGUCUCAUCUGCAGCCACGCCGGGCAGGACGCCACGGAUGCCUUUGUAGCCUUCCAUGUUGACAAGGCGCUGGUGAGCAAGUACUUGAAGCCACUGCAGAUUGGGGAGCUGGCCCCAGAUCAACCCAGUAUUGAGCCCACUAAAAAUAAAAUGCUGGUGAAAGACUUCCGUGAAUUGCGUGCUACUGUUGAGAAAAUGGGACUUCUGGAGCCAAAUCAACUCUUCUUCUUCCUGCUCCUCACUCACAUCCUCCUGUUGGAUACUGCUGCUUGGCUCAUCCUCUUCUACUUUGGAACAUCCUUCGUGCCCUUUGUUGGCUCUCUGGUGGUGCUGACCAUUUCCCAGGUCCAGGCUUCAUGGUUGCAACAUGAUUUAGGACAUCUUUCAGUAUUCAGGGCGACAAAGUGGAACCACUUGCUGCAUAAGUUUGUGAUGUGCCACUUAAUUGGGGCAUCAGCCAAAUGGUGGACUCUUCUGCACUCCCAGCACCAUGCCAAACCCAACUGCUUCCGGAAAGACCCUGAUAUUGAUAUGCACCCUUUCCUGUUUACUUUGGGGAAGAAGCUGUCUGUGGAGCUUGGGAUCAAAAAGAAAAAAUACAUGCCAUACAAUCACCAACACAAAUACUUCUUCAUCACUCUGCCUCCACUCCUGUUUCCCACCUACUUCCACUACCACACGUUUUACAUUGCAUACACAAAAAGGUACUGGGUGGACUUGGCCUGGAUGAUGACUUUCUACAUCAGGUUCUUUUUCAUUUAUGGAUCAUUACUAGAAAUAAAGAGUCUUGUGGCAUAUUAUUUUAUAUUCAGGAUGAUGGAGAGCAGCUGGUUUGUCUGGGUUUCACAGAUGAACCACAUCCCUAUGGAUAUUUACUAUGACAAGAAUUUGGACUGGAUGUCUACUCAGCUCCAGGCCACAUGCAAUGUUGAGCAGUCCCUAUUCAAUGACUGGUUUACUGGGCAUCUUAACUUCCAGAUCGAACAUCACCUGUUUCCCACAAUGCCAAGACACAACUACUGGAAGGUGGCUCCUCUGGUGAAGUCCUUGUGUGCCAAACAUGGCAUCGAGUACCAAUGCAAGCCAUUGCUCACAGCUUUUGCAGACAUUAUCCACUCUCUGAAGAGCUCAGGAGAUCUCUGGCUUGAUGCCUACCUACACAAAUAAGAAGAUGAGGCUUGAUGGUACCGUUCACAGCCUGCCAUUUCUUUCCAUUCCCAGCAAGCUGAGGACCAGGGACUAGAAGGGACUCUAUGGCAGAAAAAAAUGGAUAAGAACUGAAGGAUAUGAUUCCAAUAGAUAUAAAGUUACUUGAAUUUUGCUUCUGA